Aspergillus aculeatinus CBS 121060 is the source of this 2126-nucleotide messenger RNA. Its product is annotated as retrograde regulation protein 2. The record is from RefSeq and is a predicted model, not a curated record. The transcript has 2 exons. NCBI's taxonomy places the organism in Eukaryota, Fungi, Ascomycota, Eurotiomycetes, Eurotiales, Aspergillaceae. The coding region runs from base 264 to 2126 and encodes 620 amino acids. Gene Ontology annotation, biological process: regulation of transcription by RNA polymerase II.
ACACAACACCAGCAUCUCGCAACCUCGCUUCUGUUACCUUUAUUUUAUUACCCCCCCUUGAAGCCUUACUGCUGAUAGCAUAGUCGACUACAUUACCACCUUUUGCCCUGCGCUAGCAGCCUCACAACCAAGCUAGCCACACAAGCCCCAAAACCAUGCGCCUAAGGUCUUGACCACCGCAGCACUUACCGUGUUGACCUCACUCACAUUUGAGAACCUCAUUCCACUCCGGUGCCCACUGAGCCCCAGAAACCGAUCCCAGCAUGACCGAACCAACAACCACGAACCCCAAUCUCUACGGGAUUGUGGAUAUGGGAAGCAACGGCAUCCGCUUCUCAAUCACCGACCUCUCCCCCCCCACCGCCCGCCUCCUGCCCACCGUCUACCAAUCCCGCGCCGCAAUCUCUCUCUACGAUGCCCAAUUCUCCCCGCAGACAGAGACAGAAACGCGAACGCAAACGCAAACGCGGGGCCCGAUCCCGGACACAACCAUCGCCCAAGUCCUCGACCACCUGCGCCACUUCCAAUCCACAUGCAGCGACUUCGGGGUGAGGGCGACCAACAUCCACGUGCUGGCGACGGAGGCGACGCGGACGGCGCCGAACGCGGCGGCGUUCUGUGGUGCGAUCCGCGCGCACACCGGCUGGGAGGUGCGGAUGCUGACCAAGGAGGAGGAAGGGCGGAUUGGCGCGCUGGGGGUCGCGAGCUCUUCGGCGAGGGUGGCCGGGAUCGCGAUGGAUUUGGGCGGCGGGAGUACCCAGAUUACGUGGGUUGUGGAGGAGGAGGGUGGGGAGGUGCGGACGAGUCCUCGGGGCGCGUUCAGUUUUCCGUACGGCGCGGCGGCGUUGGGUCGGUUGCUUCGGGAGGCUGAGGCUGAGGCUGAUUCCAAGUCGAGCGAUGAAGGAACGACGGCGUUGGGGGCGCUCAAAGCCGAGAUGACCCGCCAGUUCCAGACGGCGUAUCGCGAGCUCGAGGUGCCGGAUUCCCUCUUGCUCAGGACCUCCGGGGAAGGAGGAAGAGGAGGAGGAGGAGGAGGAGGAGGAGGAGCAGGCUGCCAACGCAGUCUAUAUCUCUGCGGCGGCGGGUUCCGCGGCUGGGGGUACGUGCUCAUGAAGACGUACUCCGACCAACAGAGCGAGGGCGAGGGCGAGGCGUACCCGAUCCCCAUCAUCAACGGGUUCCGGGUCCCGCGGGCGGAGUUCCACGACACCGCCGCGGUGCUGCAGGAAGUUGCAGACACCAACACCACUGCAACCACCACGACGACCAAAAUCUACGGCGUGUCGCGGCGCCGCGCCGCGCAGAUCCCCGCCGUCGCGUUUUUGGUGAACGUCAUCAUGGACGCGCUGCCCGCCGAGGCCAUCACGCACGUCCAGUUCUGCCAGGGCGGCGUCCGCGAGGGCUUCCUGUACGACCGGCUCCCGCCGGCGGUGCGCGCCCAGGACCCCCUCCUCGCCGCGACGCGGCCGUAUGCGCCGCCGUCGGCGGACGUGCUGCGCGAUCUGCUGCGGGCGGCGCUGCCGGACACGCCGUCACCGUCACCGCGGGACGCGGACUCGUUCCAUCUCCCCCGGUCAUUCUGGGCGACGAAUCUGCUGGCGGCGCUGGCGGAUUUGCUGUUCGCGCACGCGAAGGUGCCCCGCGAGUCGCGCGCCGCCGCCGCGCUGCAUAGCACCGCGACGGGCAUCCUGGCGGCCACGAACUGUCUGUCGCAUGUGGAGCGCGCGCUGAUCGCGCUGAUGCUCUGUGAGCGCUGGGACGGGGAGCUCGCCCCGGCCGAUGAGGCGUACCAGCGGCAGCUGGUGCGGUGCGUGUCGCGCGAGGAGGCGUGGUGGUCUCGGUACCUGGGGCGCGUCGCGGCCUUGGUCGGGGAUGUGUAUCCUGCCGGCCGGGAGGAGGAGGGCCGUUGGAGGGUGCGGUUCGAGACGGAGUGGAGCGCGGUCGUGAAGAAACAGGGAAGGGAAGUGCGCGACGUGCUGCACCUGACGGUGCGGCGUGGGGACGCUGCCACCACAUCCAUGCUACAGGAGAUACUGACGGACAGGGCGGACGGCUUGGAGAAGCUGGGCAAGAAGAAGAAUUGGGUUCAUGGGCGCGGGGUGAAGGUCAAGGUCACUGUCGUGUAG